UAUUUCAUAGUUCAUUGAAUUAAUUAGAUACAAUGGAAUUGUUGAAGGAAAACUUUAAGAACUCGGCAGAUAGGCUAGAUAAGCCAUCGGACUAUUUGAUAAAGAAGGCGGUCAGAAAACAAAAUUUCACUGAUUUAGAAAAGUCAUUACGUUCAAGAACCAUUUAUGUUGGUAAUUUAUCUCAUUUCACCACUGAAGAACAGAUUCAUGAAUUAUUCCUGAAAUGUGGAUCUAUAGAUAGAAUAAUAAUGGGUUUGGAUAGAAAUAAAUUAACUCCUUGUGGAUUCUGCUUUGUCAUAUAUAAAACUGAAGAUGGGUCAUUAAAUGCCAUGAAAUUCUUAUCCAAAACUGUGCUAGAUGGACAAAGUUUGGCUAUUGAUUUAGAUCCAGGCUUUAUUGAUGGUAGACAGUUUGGUAGAGGUAUGUUUGGUGGUCAAGCUGGUCAAGAAGCUGCUGCUGCUGCUGAAAAUGGUGGUGGUAGAGGAGGUUUCAGAGGUCGUGGAGGUUUCCGUGGUGGUUUUAGAAGUAGAGGAGGUAAUUUCAGAGGUGGUAGAGGUUUCAGAGGCGGUUUUAGAGGUAAUAGAGGUGGUUUUAGAGGUGGUAGAGAUAGAGGAGAAACUUCUGUAUAUAUUCCAUCUGCUGAUCCAACCUUCAAUAAUCAAAAUCCUCCCCCAUUUGAUCCAAUGGGUGGAUUCAAUCAACAAUUUUGAAUCCAAUUUGUAACAUUAGUUUAAUUAUAACGUCGAUAAUAUACGAAAAUAGGCAUUUACUUUUACAUUGAUGU
Scheffersomyces coipomensis is the source of this 784-nucleotide messenger RNA. RefSeq lists its product as uncharacterized. The record is from RefSeq and is a predicted model, not a curated record. Gene Ontology annotation, cellular component: nuclear cap binding complex. The transcript has a single exon. Gene Ontology annotation, biological process: mRNA cis splicing, via spliceosome. NCBI's taxonomy places the organism in Eukaryota, Fungi, Ascomycota, Pichiomycetes, Serinales, Debaryomycetaceae. Bases 33 to 710 code for a protein of 225 amino acids. Gene Ontology annotation, molecular function: RNA cap binding.